AUGCGAAGUAUUUAUGCUGAUUUGACUGGAGAUUCUUCUGCAUCUGAAACUGAACUGAUUAAAGGUGUGGACCAAAAGGCUGCAGAAUUUCUCCUCAGUACUGAAGAAGAAGAAAUAAUCUAUGACCUUCGUAAAUUAAAUGGAGAAAAUGGUAAAACAAAAUUUGAUGCAUUUUGGGAAGAGACCCAAAAAUAUAUUGAAGUAAUAGUCCCAGCAGUUCAUGAAAGACGCCAUGGUGAACAGUUGUACUUGCCUUUCAUUAUAUCGAUCGAACAGCUAAGAAAUACAAUUCAAAAACGACUUCCUACUUCAACUGAUAUUCCAAGCAAUGAGUGGCUUCGUCUCCAGUUCUGGCCAAAAAAUGUUACAAGCUUGCGUGCUUUACAGCACACAGGACGAUUUGAUUUAAAGUUUGUUGUUCAGCAGAGACUGCUUCGGGCAACCCAUCCAGAUGCAAAAUAUUGUGCUGUACAAUAUAAAUAUCUUAGGAACUUUGCCGUAAAACUCCGUAACUUUUCAAAAUUGAUUUAUUUGGAUGAUAAAUCAAUUGUACCUUUAGGCUAA
Lottia gigantea (owl limpet) is the source of this 564-nucleotide messenger RNA. RefSeq lists its product as hypothetical. Bases 1 to 564 code for a protein of 187 amino acids. The record is from RefSeq and is a predicted model, not a curated record. The transcript has a single exon. NCBI's taxonomy places the organism in Eukaryota, Metazoa, Mollusca, Gastropoda, Lottiidae.